Penaeus monodon (black tiger shrimp) is the source of this 1060-nucleotide messenger RNA. Its product is annotated as spore wall protein 2-like. The record is from RefSeq and is a predicted model, not a curated record. Lineage: Eukaryota; Metazoa; Arthropoda; Malacostraca; Decapoda; Penaeidae.
ACUCCAAAAUGGGAAAGGAUAAUUUUGGAUCCGAUACUAAAUCAGAACGACCUACAACCCGAGGCGAUACAAGUUACAACUCUGGCCUCGGACGACCACCCACAAGUUUUAAUUCCUCCGGUAUUACUAAGACUAAUUCCGGGUUAGACAAGAAGGAGACCGAAGACAAGGCUUCUGGAACCAAAGACACUUCAGGACGCCCAGCUACACGAGGGGAUACAUCUUUUAAUUCCUCUGGUGCUGAUAAGGACAAUUCUGGGUCCGAUAAGAAGCAGACCGAAGGCAAGGUCUUUGGAACUAAGGACCAAGAAACCUCAGGACGUCCAGCCACACGAGGAGAUACAUCUUUUAAUUCCUCUGGUGCUGAUAAGGACAAUUCUGGGUCCGAUAAGAAGCAGGACGAAGGCAAGGAUCGAGAAACCUCAGGACGGCCAGCCACACGAGGGAAUAUGGGAAAUUCGAAGUCCGACACGGAGACCUCCAAAGAUAAGUCGGAAGAGGACAAGGACGCGUCAAAGCGACCAGCAACCGGCUACACUCCUUCAGGACUCGGGAAGGAUAACUCCGGGUCGGACUCGAAGGACUCCGAGGACAAGGCAGAUAAGAACAAGAGUCAGGAAGCCUCGGGCCGCCCUGCCACGAGAGGAACCACGGCCCUCAGCAAGGACACCACCGGGACAGACUCGAAGAAGAACGAGAAGGCCGAUGGAAACAAGGGUCGCUUCGAGAUCAACCAGGGCUCCAACGGCAACAAAACCAGCGUAGGGACAGACAAAACUAGCUUCGGUGGAAGGAAGUAGAAAUUAACGUUAUCUAAAUCCUAAAUGUCUGCUCUCUGGCGUCAAGAAACAGGAAAAGGUUUUCUUUCUCACUGCACCCCGAGGGCACCAAGAAGUAGACAGAAGUAGAUAAUUUGCUCUCUGGACCCAAGGAAGCCAAGGAACAUAUAGGACGUGGAUUCCUGCAUUUGCACUCUACUGACGCCAAGAAGAUGGAAUCAGCUUUCUAUGAUAUUGCACGGAGCUGACUGCAUAAAAUAUUAAUAAAGAGAUUUACAGAC